Aureobasidium melanogenum CBS 110374 is the source of this 543-nucleotide messenger RNA. RefSeq lists its product as uncharacterized. The transcript has 3 exons. Lineage: Eukaryota; Fungi; Ascomycota; Dothideomycetes; Dothideales; Saccotheciaceae. Bases 1 to 543 code for a protein of 180 amino acids. The record is from RefSeq and is a predicted model, not a curated record.
AUGGCUGUCGUCAGAUGGGGCAUCGACGACCCUGAAAACCCUCGCAACAGGGAUAACCCGGAGCUCGCGAACCAGCUGGAGGAGGAGCGCAUCAACUUCAAGGGCACCGCUAUCAAAGGCGCUAUUCGUACCAACCCUGAUGGCAUUAUCAUGAGAUCCAGAUCUGGAGAAGAGAACGUCGAGAACGAGCCCGAGCUCAGGGAUCAAGCAGGCGCUGAGCGCUCCAUCAGCGAGGCGAACGCGCAUGUCAACACGAUCGCAGAACAGGAAGACGAGCACGAACACGAGAACCACUCGGCCGUCGAAGAUGACGUUGGUUCCCUUAGCCCCUACAGCUACGUAUCCUACAGCUCCGUCUCAAGCACCGACGAGCGUGUUCUGCCUCCUGGCUGGCUGCGUGGUAUCAUGUCUGACGGCAGUCGUAUCUGGUACACUGCUGCAAGAUUCUCGGGACCCAUCAUCAAUGAGACGCCAACACAGGUUCCUGAUGACUAUGUGUUCAACGAGCAUACUCAACGCUGGGAGCCCUUCUAUGAGCUGUAG